GAAAAAUCUGCGAAAAGAUUAAAGCCUUGAAAAAAGGGGGAAUUGCGGCUCCGUAAAGGGCUGGUGCUCUAUUAGGCUUGAAGCAAACACGAAGAAAUUCCCACAAAGUACGAGUAAGCCCGAAAAUUUGGUCUAGCGCUUAGAUUUGGCCUAUCAGGUACCCUGGCCAUAAGCGGUCUUGAGCCUCUCUAAUGCCAAGAGUGCAGGGUGCCUUGGUGUAGGUAGGUAUCUGACGGAUUCUGAUCCCUGACAACGACGAACUAUUGAUAGUACGAGUGGUGCUUCAACGAGCACGACUAGGCUAGGACAGACCUAGCUUGUGCAAAAUAAUAUGACCGAAAGAGGAAGACGGAGACGCAGCUAGAUCACGAUGUUGCGUCUAUAAAUAUAUAAUCAUGUCUACACUACUCCGUAUAUAUCUAGUGGAUUUCCCAUGCAUGAAGCUCCAUGUUCAUCCAGAACUGCGGAAACAUCGAGAUUCUAUAAACGACUAUCAAAGUUAUCCAUUCCCGUGUUUUUGUUCCCGGGUUUCACAAUGGUGAAGUUUUCUUCUGCUUCAUUCCUCGCCUGCGCAGGCCUUGUAACGGCCCUGCCUUCAUCUCUACUUUCUUUGGCUGGUCUUUCUGCUCCCGACAGCGUUCAGAUCGAGAGUCGUUCAACAGGAGGAAAUGUUACCACCAAGGGUAUUGCCCGAUUCGACAACAACAACAUUUGGGACGGCCAGGGCAAUGGAACCGAUACUUACAAGCUCUACCUUGGUAACGGAACAACCGCUGCGGGGUGGCCGUCUAUUGAUUCUUGGAUCUCAUUUGGCAACAUGUUCGAGAAUUACAAACUCCAAAUACAGUGGGCUUGCCAAAACCUGAACUGGCGUCUCCCCAACAAUAAUGCGGACGAAAUUGAAGCUAUUUACAACGGUAUUCAGCUGGCUGCUAAUGCUACUGGCGUCGACCAUCGACUUAUCUUAGCUGUGAUAAUGCAAGAAUCGCAUGGUUGCCCGCGAGUCAACACCACCAACCUGGGCGUUCGCAAUCCCGGCCUCAUGCAGAACCACAACGGGGAUGCCUCGUGCAACGACAACAAAAAACUCACGACACCUUGCCCGACACCAACGAUCCAUAAAAUGAUCAUGGAAGGCACUGCUGGUACAUCCUCCGGAGCUGGUUUGGCUCAUUGCAUCAACGAAUCAGGCAGAGGCGAUGUUUCCGAUUACUACCGUGCUGCUCGCAUCUACAAUUCUGGUUCCAUCUCGAAGACCGGUGACCUGCAAAGUAAUAUUGCUACUCACUGCUACGCCAGUGAUAUUGCCAACCGACUCACUGGCUGGGUUUAUGCAAAAUCAACAUGCACAUGCGAUACCGAUCCCAAAAGCUGUAAUGUAUCAAAGGAUUAGCCAACCCUUGCACGCUGAAAUGUCGUGUGGCCCUUAUAGAUGCAGGCGCUGGCGUAUAAAAAUAUUUUUGGUUAAUGAAUUUACUAGCGCGUCGUUUUAAGUUUUGUAUAUAGAAGCGACGCGCAAGCUGUACAUAGUAUUAUGAUAUCCCGAUUAUAGAAUAGAGUUGUUUGGCUUGGAAUGCAAAGCGUGGAAUGAUGCAGGAUGCAAUAUAUGGCUGGAAAGGAAGAUCGCUCCCAUAGCCGAUGAGAAUAUCACGGUUGAAAAUAUUGGCCACUGUUAUCCC
This is a messenger RNA of Trichoderma asperellum CBS 433.97, 1679 nucleotides long. RefSeq lists its product as uncharacterized. Lineage: Eukaryota; Fungi; Ascomycota; Sordariomycetes; Hypocreales; Hypocreaceae. The record is from RefSeq and is a predicted model, not a curated record.